Molecule: messenger RNA, 963 nt
Organism: Brettanomyces nanus
Lineage: Eukaryota; Fungi; Ascomycota; Pichiomycetes; Pichiales; Pichiaceae
Exons: 1
Coding region: 1-963 (320 amino acids)
Molecular function (GO): oxidoreductase activity, acting on NAD(P)H as acceptor
Source: RefSeq, a predicted model, not a curated record
AUGGAUUUCCCUCAAUUUUUAACAAUACCUGCAACAGGUGAUAAGAUUCCGAUUGUCGCAUUUGGUUCAGGUACUCGGUGGCAGAUCAAGAAAAAAGGGGAGAAUGGGGGCCCGGAACAUUCGAAAGGUGUCGUUGAUAAAGACCUUGUAGAGAUGCUUAAAUCAGCCGUCAACCACGGCUUUAUUCAUCUCGAUACGGCAGAAAUUUACACAACUAGAAGAGAUGUUGGUGCUGCAUUGAAAGAAAUUGAAAUGCCUCGUGAGAAGUUGUGGAUCACUGAUAAGUAUCAUCCUGGCAGUGAAGAUAGAGAGGGUAAUCCAAGAGGUCCCUACGAUUCUUUGAAAGAAGGUCUUGAACUAAUGGGUACUGAUUACGUUGAUAUGUAUCUUCUUCACACAGCGAAUUUCACUGACGAUGGUUUCCCCUUCGAGAAAGCAUGGCCUGAAAUGGAACGGUUAUAUGAGGAAGGAUUGGCCAAGAAUAUUGGAGUGUCCAAUUUCGACGUCGCCAAUUUGAAGAGAAUUAUCAAGACUGCCAAAUAUAAACCUGCUGUCUGUCAGACCGAAUUCCAUGCCUAUCUUCAGGACCAAUCUACGGGCAUCAGGCAGUAUUUGAAAGAUCAUCACAUCCUUAUGGAGGCUUAUGCUCCUUUGUCACCUUUAACUAGAGAUAAAGACGGUCCAUUGAAAGAGCUCCUUCCUAAGCUUAGUAAGAAAUACGGAAGAUCGGCCACUCAGAUCUUACUGAAAUGGGCCCAUCAACAGGGAAUUGUGACCGUCACCACCACAUCCAAAGAAAGUCGUAUGGACGAUAUUAUGAACAUGUUCGACUUUCAAUUAAGGCCUGAAGACAUUCAGUUGAUCAGUGAUACCGGUAACACACACUUCUACAGAGCUUUCAAAAUUCCUCCUCUUCCGACUUACGAUACCGAAUUGAAAAUUCAAAGAGGCAUAGCUAAUUAG